AUGUCGCAUCGUUGCGAGGAUGAACCAAUCCACAUCCCUGGUGCAAUUCAAAGCUUUGGUCUGUUAGUUGCGCUGGAGCACAACAAAGACGCUGGGGCUCUUCCAGUCCGUAUGGUUAGCGAGAACUCGAGAGAAAUCAUCGCGAAAUCUCCGCAGCAACUAUUUGCAUUAACGAGCUUUACGAACCUGUUUUCCGGCGACCAAGCAGAUAUCAUCGUUGAUCAUGUUGAUCUUAUUAAGAAUGAGAAUGACAAUGUGGAGCUUGAGGCCAACGGGCCCGAGGUGUUUUCACUCGAUAUCGACGUUGCUCAAGGAUGUUCAAGACGCUUGUGGUGCGCCAUGCACAAAAGUCAUGCCAAUCCAGAUCUCAUUAUAUGCGAAUUCGAAGUCGAAGGCGAUGACCUCUACCCUCUUGUUCCUUCGCAAAGGCCCACGCACGACGAUCUGCCAGACCAUGGUGGCAUUGCCUGCCAAUCCCCGAAAGAGGCGGACAAGUGCAAGAAUAUGUCUGACAGUAGUGCGGGAAGAGUCAAAGAGUCUAGUAUGCAUGUGCUGGACGUCAUGACACAGGCGCAAGAGCGGUUGGCAGCAGCAACAAACCUCCCGGUGCUGUGCAACGCGCUUGCUAGCAUAGUAAAAGACUUGACCAGCUUCGACCGAGUCAUGGUCUACCAAUUUGACGCUUUGUUCAAUGGCCACGUUAUUGCUGAGCUUGGCACCCCUCCUACUGGUCAAUCUCAUUUUCAGGGCUUGAAAUUCCCCGCAUCCGACAUCCCGAAACAAGCGAGGGAGCUAUACGGGAAGAACAAAGUGCAAGUGCUCUACGAUCGCAAAAUGCAAAUAGUCAAAAUAGUGUGCCGGGAUACUAAAGAUUUGGAAACGCCCCUUGAUCUCACCUACUCUCAUUUUCGCGCCAUGUCGCCUAUGCACUUGCUCUAUCUCAGAAACAUGGCUGUGCGUUCGUCAAUGUCAAUAUCAAUCAACGGCGCUAUUGACUUGUGGGGAUUGAUAAUCUGCCACUCGUACGAGCCUCGAGCAACACGAAUAUCGUUCCCCAGUCGCAAGCUGUGUCGCUUCAUCGGUGAAGAGGCGUCAAGGAACAUUGAAAACUUGCACGUACAGUCUCGUCUGCAUGCCUGGAGCGUUAUCAAUAAAAGGUCAAUGGAGCUCGAGAUGGAGAAAUGUGAAGUCCCCCCAUCACGGAUACUCUUGGAUCUGUUCAAGGCCACUUCUGGACUUUUCUGGAUCGCAAAGCGGACUAAACUAUUUGGUUACGUAGAACGACCUCAAGAGGCGCUCGCUAUCUCGGAAUACUUCAAGAUACACAAAAAAGCUUCAGUAACAGCGUCUGUCGAUAUAGCGCACGACUUUCCACAGUUCCGGUACCCUCCAGGCUUUUACAGCAUCGUUGGGAUACUUGUUGUCCCGCUCUCCGAAGAGGGCAGCGAUUUUGUCAUCUUCUUCCGGGACGCUCGAUCGCAGGAGGUCUUGUGGGCUGGCAAUCCCCACAAGGAGUCUGUCCAUAAGGAUACACCGGGUCCAUUGCAACCGCGGAGCAGUUUCGAGCCAUGGUCCGAGACGGUGACUCAUACAUGCGACAUGUGGUCCAAGGAGGACAUUGAAGUUGCAAAGAUGCUGUGCCUUGUGUCUGAGCAGCUCUUCCAACUCUGGAAUGGGACGAAUGAACCAAAACCAAACGUCCAUACGACCCAGCGUGAUAGCCAGUUGACACAGCUGUUAUUGUCCAACACGUCACACGAACUUCGUACACCGCUCAAUGCUGUCAUCAACUAUCUGGAAGUGGCAAAGGAGGAUAUGCUCGACCCAGAGGCUCAGGAAAUCGUGGCCAAGUCUUGCUUUGCCUGCCAAUCCUUCAUUAGAACGAUUGCUGAAUUGUUUGUCCCUAACGAGGGGUGA
Parastagonospora nodorum SN15 is the source of this 1917-nucleotide messenger RNA. RefSeq lists its product as hypothetical. The transcript has a single exon. Gene Ontology annotation, biological process: signal transduction; regulation of DNA-templated transcription; detection of visible light. Bases 1 to 1917 code for a protein of 638 amino acids. NCBI's taxonomy places the organism in Eukaryota, Fungi, Ascomycota, Dothideomycetes, Pleosporales, Phaeosphaeriaceae. The record is from RefSeq and is a predicted model, not a curated record. Gene Ontology annotation, molecular function: protein binding; phosphorelay sensor kinase activity.